AAUAGCAUAUCUUCAAUCACUCUCCCUGUGGAGCACAGGAACAUCUACUAAACCCAGCUCAUUGCUCAACCUGCCACACACGGCGUGUGUGGACUGAAGCCAGACUCUGAGGAAACCAAGCAAAACACAGGGAUGCACAUAGGCAAAGCUUGGGGAAUGCUGCGCUUCUAAGUGUUAAGUCAACUCUUGUUCAAGAAUCAAGCUGCAUGUAACAUCUGGUCUCUACAGAACACAGACCUAACAGUCUGACCCCACAUAUGGUGCCCGGGGCUGAAGCUGGCCAAACGGUACUGCAUGUAUGUGCACAUCACAUUGUUUUGACGAGUACCUAACUACAGCAGGGAGCAUCCAGUCUCACCUCUAUCGCGGAGGAGGAUUGUAGGAGACAUUCUCUCGUUUCCGCAUGCAGAACAUCCUCGAUCAAAAUCUAGACAUGGCCACGGCGCUGCUCGCGGGCGAGAAGCUGAAGGAGCUUAUCCUGCCGGGCUCCUCUCAGGAUGAAAAGGGCGGGGCACUGGCUGGCCUCAUGGUGCAGCUAAAACUGGAGCUGCCCUUUGAUCGCGUCGUUACUAUAGGGACGGUCAUCAUCCCCAUCCUGCUGGUCACCCUUGUCUUCACAAGAAACUUUGCAGAGGAAUCCAUAUACUGUUACACACCGCACAACUUCACCCGAGACCAGGCACUGUAUGCAAGAGGCUACUGCUGGACAGAGCUUCGGGACGCUGUUCCUGAGACGGAGCCUCAUCUUUGGCCUUCGCUGUUUGAACACAAGUUUCUGCCAUAUGCUCUGCUGGCCUUUGCUGGAAUCAUGUACAUUCCUGCUCUGGGUUGGGAAUUUCUUGCCUCUACGCGGCUUACUUCAGAGCUCAAUUUCCUCCUUCAGGAGAUUGAUAACUGUUAUCACCGAGCUGCUGAGGGACGGGCACCAAAGAUCGAGAAGCAGAUUCAGUCCAAAGGACCCGGCAUAACUGAGCGGGAAAGGAGGGAGAUUAUAGAGAACGCAGAGAAGGAGAAGAGUCCUGAGCAGAAUUUGUUUGAGAAAUAUUUGGAGAGAAGGGGCCAAAGUAACUUUCUGGCAAAGAUUUACCUGGCACGCCACCUGGCUAUUAUCUGCCUCAGCUCCAUCCCCAUUUCUUACCUGAGCGCCUACUAUGCCCGUCAAAGGCAGAACGAGUUCACCUGUGCGCUGGGUGAGCCUCCUGACAUCAGCAGCUACUCUGAGCUGAAGCUAAGGGUCAACUGUAAGCUGCCUGCUGUGCAGUUGCAGCGGAUCAUGGCAGCGGUGGACAUAGCCCUGCUCUGCACCAUGAACUUCAUCAUCCUGCUCAACUUGCUGCACUUGUUUGUGGUGCGCAAGUCCAAUUUUGUAUUCGACAAACUUCAUAAAGUUGGCAUCAAAACCCGACGACGCUGGCAGAAGUCUCCGUUUUGUGACAUCAACAUUCUGGCCAUGUUCUGCAACGAGAACAGGGACCACAUCAAGUCACUGAACCGACUGGACUUCAUCACCAAUGAGAGUGACCUUAUGUAUGAUAAUGUGGUCAGGCAGCUGUUGGCUGCACUUGCACAAUCCAACCACGAUGCUACGCCCACUGUGAGGGAUUCUGGGAUACAGACACUUGAUCCCAACAUGGAUCCUUCCGACAUCAGGUUUGGAGAGAUGCCCGGAGAGCCACUGGUCAUCAAACGGCCCCGGAAGAAGAUCAAAUGGAUUCCGAGCUCUAACCCUCUUCCUCAGCCGUUCAAGGAACCCCUUGCAACGACACGUUUGGAAAAUAACAGCAAAGCUGAAAAACCCAAACCUCUCAGACGCAAAAAUGCGGCAGACAGCUUAGCACCUCUUCUGGAUAACAAGAGCACACAACUUUCUUCAUCAAAAGAGAUUGGGGGGAUAGAGAAGAAGCAUGCACGCAACUUCUCCCUGGAUGUUCACCCAUAUAUGCUGACAAUUCGUAAGCCUAAAGUGGAGGCCGUAACCACAGAACCCCUACCCUCAGAGCACAACAUGGAUACAGUUUAUCUAGAAGGCACACACACUAUUGUUCAUGUGUCUGGUGCAAUUACAGAAACUAAGGUUUGCUCUCCAGAAUCAACCAACACUGCCUUUAAUACAGUGACUCUGCCCACAACUACAUAUGUAAACGGGGUGAGUCCAAAUCCUCCCUCCAGCGAGGACCCACUCAGUCCGAAACCCUCUCCUCCACAACCAGAGCCUCUUGCCCAAACGGAGAGCCUUGAGUCACAACCUCCACCCCUAACCAGAGCACCCACACACCAAUUACUAAGCAUACGUCAUACACUCUUUGAAGAAGAGGAAGAUGAAGAGAACAGAAGGGACAGGCUUGCAGAGAGACCCGGGGAGCUCAUUGCUGCAGGGGAAUCUUUCAGUACUUCAAGCAUGGACCAAGACAACAAUUCAGAGGAUGAGUCAGUUGGGCCGGCAGAGGAUCUCGCUGAAGAGGAGCUGCCCUGUAUACCCCCAGGGCUUGCUGAUGGAGAAGCGAUGGAGAUGCUAUGGCAGUUACGAGCCCAGCGCCGCCAGUCGUCUCCUCAGCUCCCAGAGACAGUGACCCGUCUCGCUGCCCCUGAUGGCAGUCUGCUGUACCUGGUGGGCACUGCCCAUUUCAGUGACAGCAGCAAAAAGGACGUAGCCAUGACGAUCCGCGCUGUGCAGCCGGAUGUGGUGGUGGUGGAGCUGUGCCAGUACAGAGUGUCAAUGUUGAGGAUGGAUGAGAAUACCUUGCUCAAGGAAGCCAAAGACAUCAACCUGGAUAAGGUUCAGCAAGCCAUCAAGCAGAAUGGGCUGAUGUCUGGCCUGAUGCAGAUUCUCCUGCUUAAAGUUUCAGCUCACAUCACAGAGCAACUGGGAAUGGCACCCGGAGGAGAGUUUAGGGAAGCCUUCAAAGAAGCCGGACGGGUACCAUUUUGUAAAUUUCAGCUGGGAGACAGACCGAUCCCAGUGACGUUCAAAAGAGCCAUAGCUGCUCUAAGUCUGUGGCAGAAGGCUCGCUUAGCCUGGGGUCUCUGCUUUUUGUCAGAUCCUAUCAGUAAAGAGGACGUGGAAAAGUGCAAACAGAAGGACUUGCUGGAACAAACCAUGUCAGAGAUGAUUGGUGAGUUUCCUGCUCUUCACCAAACCAUCGUGGCUGAAAGAGACAUCUACCUCACACACGAGCUCCGCCAGGCUACACGCUGUGUGGAGGCCCCCUCUAGUGCCCAGAAAGUGCCUGCUGUGGUGGUGGGAGUCGUGGGAAUGGGUCAUGUCCCUGGCAUUGAACGGAAUUGGGAGAAGGAACUCAACAUAAAUGAAAUCAUGAGAGUUGCACCCCCCUCACGUUUCAGCUGGGUGCUGCGCGCUGUGAUAAAAGGCGUCAUGAUGGGAAUGCUCGGAUAUGCCUGCUACCGUGCCGGAGGAAGUUUAGGUAGAGCCAUGCUCUCUUUACCUGCAGUCCAGUCAUUACUAGAGACGCUGCGACCGCCCCCUGCUUGACCUCACUGGCCCUUUCUAAGCCAUCUCUGACCUUUUGAUCUACUGAAACAAUGCAUCACCAAUGGCCUUAAGAACUAGAGGUGAGACUGGAGGAAUGGGUUCACCAGCCCUAACUUUAAACUACAAGGACCUUCUGGGGGUGAGGAGCCCCUCACCUUGUAUUGAUGUCCACGCUGACACAGCGAGGCUGUACUGCCAAAGAAACCAUGACAGUACUUUUGUUUAUUUUGUUCAAAUUCUACCUUUUAUAAGAGUUGCAUAUUCUACAAACUUUACCUCUUAUGUUUAUAACCCCCGCCCACAUCAUUCCAGUAAAUGACACGUACACAGUCAGAAACAGUUUUAAACGGCAACACUGGAAUUCUCAUUGGUCAUUUAAGAUAAGUUUCUCCAGGUCCUUCCUACACUUUGGUGCCAGCCAGACUGUUGGUGAAGGGCCGACGACAUAAAAUCCAGCACUUUAUCAGAGACAGUUAGUCUUGAUUCACACUUGCAUCCUGUGGAAGUGAAACAAAGAAUAUGUUAUUCAAUUACAUUCAAAUUUUAAUAUUUCUAGUAAAUUAACAGAAUGAUUGAUUUGGUGUAAGGUACAUAUAAAUAAAAAAAAAAAACUCUGCAAGGCUGACCAUCAUGCUCCAAAUUAUUUAUGCAUUUACCAUCUAAAAUACCGUAGUUGCAUGCUCCUUAAAACUUGCAUACAGUAUAAGUAUAAGAAGCAUGAUUGAUUGCUUUGGCUAAUUUAACCCAUUAUGACCAAAGGCUUCAAGCCUUUUUCUUCAAACUGUUAACCCAAACAUUAUAUUCCUCAGCCUCGUAACUCUAAGCAUGAAAUAAAAAAAAGAUUUAAAGGUAAAUACCUUUGCAUUAUUGUAAAUUAUUUUUCCUUUCCAAUCUUUUUAAUUUUGAAACAAAAAUGUAAAAGAUGAAACAGCCGAUGUGAUGCUUGUGUCACAUGAGACUUGAAAGGUAAAGGCAAACAUACAAUAUCAGGUCGUAAUGGGUUAACGGCAAAGUGCCUCAUACUGCAGCUAGAAGGGCUACUGUUUAACUCAAGUGAGCGGCAACAGUUUUUGUGAAUAUGUCACAUUUAACAAAAAAGAUCUAAGUUUCUUCAAAUCAUACCUUAUACAAAUACAUGUGAGGCCUGUAUUGUGAAGCCCAAGAAAGACCUAUAUAGAAAGACCUAUAGCCAAACCCGAAUACGCCUCAGAACACCAGUGCAAAAUGUUGUUUUGUUGAUUGCAUCUCCAAUAAGAGGCAACCUAGAAAUUUAAUCUCUCUAUUUUUUGUGUUAGAGUUCUUAACUGAUUGCAAUACCUGCAUAUGCCAUCAUACAAGAUCCACCUGUAAGCAAGCACACCAGGUUUUUUCCUGUGCUUUAAUUUUCAGAAUUCAGCCCUAAGUUAAAGAAAGAAAAAAACACAAUGAAAUGCUUGUAAAAAUAGAUUCCAGUGAUUCCAACAUUUCAUUAAUCAAUAUUUCAAUCACUUUGAAGAAAUGGGACAUUUUAACGCUGCGUUCAAUUUUUUUAGCUCAACUUAAGUUUGAGUUUAAGCAACUUGAGUUUGGAUGGAGCUGCGUUUAGCUCUGUGUAGCAUAGCUGUUUCUCCUAACAGCAGCUGGUAAACUUCCAGGACAUGUAGAAACCGUAGCCUGACCUUUGACAAGCAAAUAUCCCAUCCACUUAAAGGAUAAUUAAGCAUAGCUGCUCCACUGUCCUGGGUUUUGUGUUCAUGAUGUACCAAAUGUUCUUGGGUGAAGAACCAGGACUCAAAGCCAAGCCGUUUUAACAGACUGGCAGACUAACAGAUCUUGUUGAAAUAUGCAAGUCCAUCUUCAAUGAAGUCAUAAUGCAAGAUAGAAGCAUAUGUUGCACUAAAACCUGCAUAUGCCUUUGUGAAUGUGCACUCAUCUUUGGGUACUAAGGAGCCCCAUUCCCAUCAGAGAUGCUGGCUUUUGAACAGAGUACUGAGAAAAACAUUUUUGUGUGUGUGUUCUGGAGGAAGAAAUCUUUUUUGAUUUUCUCAAAGAAUUUAAUGUUUGUCUGGCCACAGAACAGAUCGCCACUGUGCCUCAGCUCAUUUUUUUGAGCCAGAGAAGACUGUGGUGUUUCUGGCUCGUGCUCACAUGCAUUGACCCCGACUUCAGAGGAUUCUACAUGAUGAUGAGUUGUUAUGCCUAGACUCAAGUAAAAGGAAAUAUUAAGGGGAAACUGGGAGAUUAAGCCUUACUUUGAAAUCACUGCUGCCUUUUGACGCUCAGAUCGCCUCCUGCUGAAGAUUAUCACAACACAAGCUGUAUCUACUUUAAUGACUUUUUUUUGCGCAUGAGUAAAAAGAGGGUAUGACUUGAUGAAAACUACAGUAUGCCAUAAAAGGAUAUAGCAAGAUAAAUUGUCUGAGGAAGACAAUUGCAUGGUUACAAAGCUAUGUGUCUACCAAUUCCCAGGACGUUCUGAGUAAUUUAUGUACAUUACCCUGUUGUGUAUAGUCUUUUAUUUACUAUAGCUGUAUUAAUGGGUGAUUGGGGAGAAAGGUAUUUGGAUCACUUUACUUAGUGAAAGGGUCCAAUGAAUUAUAUGUAUCCUUAUUUAAUCUAUAAAACUUAAUCAAACCAUGUGCCAGCUAUCCAUACUCGGAGCUAUGUUAAAAACAUGUCUUCCAGUUAAUGAAUAGAUUCUCUAUAAUAUAUGAAGGAUGAUGUUAAGGUCAGAUGUAGACUGUUGUUUUGCUGCCUAGUGCAGAAUCUGAUGUUGUGUCUGUCUCCAUCCUUCAUAAUUUCCUACCUACUGUAUGUUUGAUAACUCCCAAGAACACUGUAGGAAUGCCUGUAUUUGUUGUGAAACCUCUUUUCCGGAUUUCUUGUCUUGCAUUGUCAUUGUAAAGGUACCAAACGCUGAGUGUUGAUUCAGCUGUGGUUUAUAAAAAAAACUAUAUUAAGUUAAAACAUAUUUUUGACUAAAAGAAUGUUUAGCCCGAUUAUUCGCUUGUUUAAGAACUGUAAACAUGGUAAGAUAAUGAGGGGGAUAAAUUAUCUAUAUUUGAAUAUCUUUUUAUCUAUUAAAUAUCAGUUAUGGCUUACAUAUUUCGACUUCUGUAGUUUGUUUCCAGUC
This is a messenger RNA of Menidia menidia (Atlantic silverside), 6602 nucleotides long. Lineage: Eukaryota; Metazoa; Chordata; Actinopteri; Atheriniformes; Atherinopsidae. The record is from the annotation of a GenBank genome assembly.